ACAGGUCGAAUAACACGUUGGGGACAAAUUGCGUAAGGAUUAUUCAAAUUCAUCCUGAUCGACGCAAACGUGCCCGUAAAUCGAUCCGUGUUCUCGAGGCUCUCGGAGCGUCGUGCGACUAUCUCCUCACCUCAAGCCGCUUCGAAACUCCCGUGCAAUUCGUCGCGGUGACGUCACCCGGACAGUUCCGUGGGAUGGCCCGUGCUUUCCUGCCGUGCACGGUUCGCGACACGCCGCGGUCUUUCCUUCCUUUUUCCUCGCCAUAAAAAGCUACCGAAAUUGUACGCCUACGAAAUGAACGUGGAACGCUAUGGAGCUCGUAACACCGAGCGUUGUGACAUCGUGUAGACCUCCACGAAUGAUCAAGUGAAAAAGAAAAUACUCUGCUUUCGUUGGCACCAGGCCGAAAUCUCUAGAAAGGAGAAAAAGAGAGAGAAAAAGAAAUUGAGAGACUGGUGACCCGGGUGCAAUGUCGUAUCACCGUGGGGGCCAGGCGGGCGCCGUAGCAGUCUCGUACAGCACCAGUCCAAUGGCACCGCAUUCUCCUAGCAGACGAUGUUCCAGCGGUAGCAGCGGCACCAGCAGCUCCGCUAUCAACAGCUCCACCUCAAAGCUGAACACCUACCGAUCUACUGGUUCCUCGUCGAUCCUAGAUCGACCCACAAACUUCUACUCUUCGUCGGGCAGUUCGGGCUACCGUUCGAACUACACGUCCGAGUACAGGCGAUCCUACUGCCCGUCUGGCAGUUUCUACUCGUCGACAAUGACGGGCACGAGCAUCCGCAGGAACUACAUGUCGGAGUACAGCCGGUCUCGCUGCUCACCCGCAAGGUCAGUUUCGUCGUCGGCGUACAGCAAUACGGGCAGCGGUAACACGGGUACGAAUGUGACAGUGAACGGCACCAGCAGCAGCGGCGGUAGAUACGGCUUGUCCACGUCGUCGUCCUCGUCGAGCAUCCCGAUAACCGGCUCCUCGAGGGACAGAGUACAGGAAUUGUCGUCGUCGUCCGCUACCAGGCACGAUACAUCGGUUAGCAGAUCGGAUCUCAGCAGGUAUUCACCGGCCGGUUACAUCCCAACCAUUCGUCAAACGAGCAGCAAUACCGCUGGCUCCCAUCAUCAUCAGUGGAGGCAUCAUUCUACCGGUUCCUCGUUGACCGAGUUGUUCGGCGGUGACGAGCGUGAAAUCGAGCGCAGCGUCCGAGAUCGGCCGGAUUCCUCGCUCUCCUCGUCCUCUUCGUCGUCUUCCGCCGCCACAGGCGGUACACUCUGGUCCAGGUCGAAGAGAAAGCCACUGUCCAGCAGCACGGUGCUCACCAGCGGGCAUGUUCGCGCGGACAGUGCCGCGUCGCCUGGCGAGGUAACGAUCGACGAGCGCGGCAGCGUCCGCGACAUAGACGAGGACGACGACGAGGACAAUGACGACGACGACGACGAUGACGAGGACAAUACCGACGACGAUCAGCACAACAACAACGGGAAUGGGAGUAACAGCAACGUCGAGGAUGCCUGCGGCUAUGGGAUUAACAACAACGAUAACGACGACGACGAUGACGAGGACGGCGACAGCAACCUGAACAACCGCCAUCACCACCAACGCGUUGGUCUGCUUCAUCGAACCGACGAGGUCUCACCCGCUAAGCGUAACCUAUUGUCGCCUGUCCCCGGUGGUGCUGGCGGUGCUGAUUUCAUUGGUGUUAAACUCGACCUGCUCACUAACCUUGCUACUAAUACGAAUAACGCCACCGAAUUGCUGAUUAACAACAACGGCCAGGACAAAGUCGUGGACGACGUCGAGAUCGAGGCGGAAAGCGAGGUAAUACGGGGCAUAGACGGGGCCGCCGCUUCUAUCGACGCGACAGCGUCGUUCCUUCAGGGUGGUCGUACAGCAGGGGAUCCAGAGAUUCUAGAGGACGGCGGGGAUCAUCAUCAGCAGCAGCAGCAGCAACGAAACGCGUCUACCAGUUACGAUAUUGAUCAGACCGGCUUCGGGGGCGGUACCACGCCCCCGGUAUUGCAGAACGGUGUGGCGGGAAGACCUUCUGGUACCUAUGGAGAGGACCCAUCCGUGCCUUCUACCUCGAGAAGACCGGACGGUCAUUUCUCGGGAAGCGCGAACACUGCCAGUAAUCUGACCUCCUCGCCUACUGCACCGUCCUCGGCGCAUCAAAAUCUCUACCGCGGGGUCGCCGAUCAGUUUGAAGGAAGCCCGACAAACAAAUCAGCGCGUAAUCGGCUGCAAGCGCAUCGCGAUGAACGAUGUGGACUAAACGGAUUACGGAAUAUUGGAAAUACAUGUUUUAUGAACAGCGUGAUCCAAUGCCUGAGCAAUACGAGACCGCUGCUGGAAUACUUACUGAACGAGCAGCACAUGGCGGACAUAAAUACCACUACGUCCAGCAUGAAGGGCGCCCUCAUCAAAGCGUUCAGCCAGGUGAUCCACGAGUUGUGGGAGGUGGGCGGUGACCACGUGGUGAACACGACGGCGCUCAAGUCUCAGAUCCAGAGAUUCGCGCCACGUUUCAUGGGAUACAGCCAACAAGACGCUCAAGAGUUUCUCAGAUACUUGCUGGAAGGACUGCACGAGGAUGUGAACAGGGUGACGGUGAAGCCACAGCCAAUACACACGGAUAUUCCUGAGAUGUUCACGGACAGCCAGAAAGCUGUAGAAAGUUGGAAACGUUACCUCCGCAGUGAAGACAGUAUGGUAGUGGACGUAUUUGUUGGUCAAUUACGGUCUUCAUUGCGCUGCACCUCCUGUGACCAUGUGUCGGUAACGUUGGACCCUUUCUGGGACUUGAGUUUACCGAUACCGGCUAGAAAUGGCACGGUCAAGUUAAGUCAGUGUUUAGAACAUUUCACGCGAGAAGAAGUCCUGGACGGCGAUGAAAAGCCAACCUGUUCCAAGUGCCAGAUGAGGAGGAAGUGUACCAAAAGCUUCAGCAUACAAAAGUUUCCGAAGAUUCUCGUUAUUCAUUUAAAACGUUUCUCACCGAUGGAACGGUAUCGCGGCAAGCUAAAUGUAAUGGUAGACUUUCCAUUGACGGGUUUGGAUCUCAGUGCCUUUGCCGCUCCCCGAGUUCCGGGCUGUACAUAUAAUUUGUACGGUGUUGCAAAUCAUUCGGGUACGACGUACUCCGGCCAUUACACGGCUUAUUGCAAGCAUCCCUACUCAGGAGAAUGGCACGAGUACAAUGACAGCCGGGUGUCCGUAGUUCCAGCGCGAUCGGUCGUUUCCAGCGAAGCCUACGUGCUGUUUUAUGAACAGCAGCCUCACAGCUCUCACUUGUAACCUUACGCCAUGCCUAGAGCAAACGACCAUCUUGCCUCUCGAUACCUCAGUCCAGCAUAGUAUAAAAUGAAAGAAACAAUGUACUUUAUCGUACGGUAUUGAAAAGCGACUAAACACUGAAUGACAAACACAGGGACGGUCGAUCAAACGGUGCGUGUAUUGUGUGAAAUUGGCGAUAAUCAUGUAAAAUUUAUUUAUUCUUCAAAGAUAGAAAAACUUGACGGUGUCAGGAAUGUCCCCCUUUGGCUUCUUUAGAUAUCAGACAUUUUAGUGCAUUUUUUUCAGAGGGAGGAUGUAUCAAACAGACUUAUGGAUGCAAAGAAAGAUUAAUUACGCCUCUGGAUAUGAAGAAAAGGCUUGGCAACUAGAAUUUUGGCCAAAUAACACGAUCAUCUUGAAUUAUAUUGUAUUCUUUAUAGAUACCUUUUUUUUUUUAUAUGUGCUUUUUUCUGUCUCCUCUUUAGAUAGAUUUAAUUGUGAUCGCGUAUGUUUGAAGAAAAUGCAUAUAUAUACUUUGAUAUC
This is a messenger RNA of Osmia lignaria (orchard mason bee), 3814 nucleotides long. RefSeq lists its product as uncharacterized. Gene Ontology annotation, biological process: protein deubiquitination. Gene Ontology annotation, molecular function: cysteine-type deubiquitinase activity. The record is from RefSeq and is a predicted model, not a curated record. Lineage: Eukaryota; Metazoa; Arthropoda; Insecta; Hymenoptera; Megachilidae.